Molecule: messenger RNA, 1170 nt
Organism: Colletotrichum lupini
Lineage: Eukaryota; Fungi; Ascomycota; Sordariomycetes; Glomerellales; Glomerellaceae
Exons: 9
Coding region: 1-1170 (389 amino acids)
Source: RefSeq, a predicted model, not a curated record
AUGAGUUAUUUCUCUCUUCUCGUGGCACCAUCGCAUAAUUCAGUUACAGCAAUCCUGGAGUUUUCUCGUUGUCUCCAGUGGUUCAUCACCUACCUCAGUUACAUACACAAUUCCGCUUUGCUAGGUAGUAUUUCAAACUUCUCUGGUGUCCCAUUAUCAAUGUCAAGGAACUGGAUUCGUUCAGUCUCGACUCAGUCUAGUUUGUUUGUGCGGGUCUUAAAGCCGCCGGAUCCUCCAACUAAGGUAAUCCUCCAUCUACCCGACAUUCCUUCGGACAUGACCGCGGCGGAUCACAGGGGGUAUGGCGCUGGAAGAUAUGUCUAUCGACCGACAAAUGAAGGCGACGAAACACACCCGCUCCAGCAUUGCUACCAUGGUAUUCGCCGGGUUUCCUCUCCAAGGUCCAGAACCUUACUGCCGUUGAUCCUCCAAGCCAAUACCUUUGGCACACUCAGUGAAGUCAUAGGGCUCAUUUGCGCUUCACUCACGAGCAUGCUUCUUCCUAAAUGUAAUAGAGCAGGUCAAGCCGUUAGAACCAUAGCAACCACGCGGUAUUAUGGGAAGACGGAGGAUACGGCCCGCAACUUGCACGCACGAAUUCCAUAUUCCCUAACCCUACUAAUGCUCCCGUUCCACGGACAGAGCCACAAAACGUGUGAGACUUCCUUUCCGUCCCUGGUUCAAUGCUUUGCGGAGAUCCCACACCAGCCGCAUUACAGAAAGCGGCAUUCAGAUCCGAUUGUGGGGGUUUGGAACUUGGGGAAGCCAAUUGGGGGUUUGUUGCUUAUCUGGAUGGAUCGCCGAAAUGGCUUCAGCUUUUCGAAGUUGAACAUCAAGAGUGGCCGACGAGUGUCAUUUGGAAGAGGUGGAGCUGGUAACAUACGUCAUUACGCAGAUGCCAGACUAGUUGAAGAGGAGCCAUCUGUAGGAGUGCGGCGACGAAGUAGUGUUUGGAGUACUUCGUCGUCAGACUCGUCACACAAAGGGUUAAGUCUCGUCCAUAGCGUACGAGAUGUAUUCAGGAGGAAAUCACUAGAUGACACUCCCGAGGAAUCUCUAGCCGAUGGAACUAGGAGGAAAAGGUUGGAUUAUGGUUUGUUCGAUAAAGAAAGCGAUGUUAUCACAAAGGUCAUGGGGCUUCGACAAGGAAUAUGGAGUCAGCCUCAUUAA